CGUGGCUGGUAAGGGACCCCUCAGUCUGGGCAGGGCUGUCAUCAACAGGGGCUGCAACAGUAAAGAAGUUAUUUUAUUCAUGUGUUUUGCUGCUCAUGGCUGACAAAAUGCCCAAAUUUUCUUCAGAUCUAAUUCAAAUGAUAGUAAAUUCAUCAUUCUGAACAUUUAAAAGGUCACUGUAAUAUCCCGCAGAGGAGUGGAAAAAAAAACCUCAUUUUGUAACACUGCCUGGCCAUUUGUCUUGUAACAGCAGUCUCCUCUCAUCCCUGAUAAUCCUCAUGUUUCUACAUUUGGGCAUGCAGUGGUGUUUAGUAUGCACUGCUGGCCAUGCAGCACCUGAUAGAGAUGUGCAGCUCCAUCCCUUAAUAUUGCUGUGAUUCUGAGGACUGCUCAAACACUAUCAGACACACAACCAUUUGUUUAAAUGGCAUUUAUAUUAGAAGGUGGUGUUCCUAUAGAACAAAAAUAGUCAACAUAAUUCACUGAUCCCAUACAUAACACUGGAAAUCUACAAUAAAACUGAAAUUAUGAAUAAAAUAAAAUGCAAAAUAUGUUCUUCCUUUGACACCUAAGAAAUUUCCAAUUCAAUUUAAUCAAGAAUCACAGAUUCAGGCUUGACAGGGAAACAUUUUCUAUGAAAUACAGUACAUAUCCACUGACAAUGGAUUGUUACAGUAACAUUUUAUUUAGCUUCAGAAGAGCAUACAUGCCCUGCAAGUGAAAAUGUUUGACAGUCCCAUUGCUUACAGCCCUGUGAGCCUCACCAGACCUUCUUUGGCUUUCACCUGCAACCCAUGGAGAGAUAUCAUGGAGACAGAUAACCCUCAGAGCAGAUUUCACCGUUUUGCAUUUUCCUCAUAUUUCAUUCAACGGGUCAAUUAAUUUCUUCUCAAAACACCGUAUCUGCUCAAUUAUAAUAAUUAUAAGCAAUUAGAUUCUCCACUGAGGGUUGACUGUCUUUUUAAAAUUUGUUUCGGGUCAGAUUAAACAAAGAGCUUGACAUUUGCAGAAGUGUACUUAUUGGUUUUCUGGAGGAAAGUUAGAUCUGAAAAUGAAUGCUUCUCUUCUGCAAAAUGUUUUUAAUUAAAUAUGAAGCCACAGCAAACAAAUUAUAGGACUUUAGCAUAAAGAUUGGAAACAAAUAAGCUUUCUGAGCCUUCCAGGUGUUUAAAUUAUGGCAGCCCCAAGAACUAAACCCAGUAGUUUCUGAGAAAUUACAGCACAAGCAUAAAAUUAUUGUUAUUCACUCAGAGCUCCUUCAACUGUUUUCAAAUUUUAAGUGACUCUCAAAAGUGUACACACCACUGUUAAGGUGCAGAGAUCUUAUGAUAUAAAAAGGUUCAAUCAAAAAACAAACAAAACAAAACACACUGCAUGUUGCUGCCAUGUCUCACUGUGAUUACAGUGUUUUUUGAGUAAACAUAAAUUAUAUUUUUGUUGUUUUUCCCCCAAACAUACCUUUUUAACUCAAAUAUUUCCAUGUGAUUUUAUCAGACCGUAGCAAAUUGUUCUAUGAGGAUUGGAGAGAUUUUAUACUUUCUGUCUUCGAAACCUACUUCUGAGUCCUAGCUUAAAGAAUACAGGAGAUUGGUGUCAUAUGUAGAACAGAACCAGAACUCGUUUUAAAGUUCAUAAAGCUCCUUAAGUGUUGAGCUCUUAGCAGCUUUCCCAACCAGUUACAGUCUUCUCUUUCAGUCAGUUCUUUUAAUAUCAGUAUUGUUUUCAAUGUUCUGUGUCUGGAUUGACUGUGACAUGGGAUACAAAUAAAGCGUCCUUGGAGACAAACUUUAUUUCAGGUUUAUUAGGUUUGAACUCAAAUCAAAAAGUAUUUCAGCAAAGUUAGUUUUUAUGUGAACACUUGCAUAAUCCAGGUUACUAGUGCUUGAUUCUUUUUGAUAAACAUUUUAUUAUUCAAUUGAAUUAUGCAAGAUAAGUAUCACAUAACGUGCUACAAAUUUUGAAACAAUUUAUCAUAUUAUUUACAAUUUUAACCAGUGUGUACACUUUCGAGAAUCUCUGUAUACUUUCAAUAUUUUAAUCUAGCCAAGCAGCAUUUGUGCAGAUUUCGAGUAUUUUUUGCUUUUUUUUGUUUGUUUUCAAGCUGAACACAAAAACUAGUAAUUGUAGGAAGUUUUGGCAGAAGGAUUUUGUUCCCUCUGAACAGCUCUCCUGGUAUGUUGCCAGUCUUCAUGCCAAGUGCACCAAGCAGCUGGCCAUAGUUCUACAAUCAAUCUUAUAUUCUGGCUCUCCACCAGAAAACAAAUGUGCACAUUUCUUGAAAUAUCCAUCUGUUCUUUACGCUGUUCUUUAAUUUUGCUUUUCACAGUUUCUUUUUAUUUCUCUGUGUUUGUAUGUGUGAGGUCUUUAUGUUUUCCUGUCUCACCUCUUCCUCCCCUCGCUCUGUGUUUUCUGCUUGUUGUAAGUACUCCCACUUUAGCUCGUAGUACUCUAAAUGCUGUAAGGCUUCCUGAUAGCCCUCCUGAGUCUAGUCUGACAGAGCUCUGUUCCAAAAAUAGUGCCUCCUUUGUAAACAGCAGAGCAAUUAGGUGUUUGGAUGGUUAAAACGUCUGCUACCUAUCAGCCUCCACUCCAUCAUUUAGAUGCAUCUCACACGAUCACCGAGGCAUCAGGUGAACCUGCUCAUUCUUAUCUUCUCUAAUUACAACUCACUUGACUCUCUCAAAACCUCCAGGUGAUCAAUUACUCCGUCUGUGCACUGACGCCGAAAAUAUUGUAAACUCAGCGAGGAGUGGUGAUUGCAGCCUUUGUUAUGAUGGCGUUGCAUUAGGCUAUCAAUGUGAGCGCGUAGUUUUGAUUGGCAUUUAUUAACUGGUGAGAGUGUCAUUUCUGAAGUGAUCCAUUACCCACAUGUUAAAUUACUGCAGCACGUUUAUUUUGUUUUUGCAGAACAAAUAUACAAUUUAGAGGUCAAUUGAAAGGCAAGAAAAAUUACUAGAGAUCUUAUUUAAGAUCACUCUAAAUGUGCUAACCAAAUGUACCCCUUCACUAAGUAAAAUACUUAUUGUCUAAGUGUUAGAGGCACCGUCCUGUUGUGCAGCUGUUGUCGUGUGGUUUGUUUUUACUCCAAAGGUCCCGUACUAAAGUCAGCGUUCAGUCUGUACUCGUCUCUGUGGCUCUCCGUCCAGGUCAGCAGGUGUGGAUUUGUAGCAUGCUGAGUAAUAUUUAUUCUUUUUUUACAGGGAGUCAUUGGUGGUAAACAUUAGAUUAAAGCAUUGCAGGUGUGUGAGAUUACAGACAUUAGUGCUGUGUGCUCUCAUCACCUGCAUGUGCAGCCUUAAAAACCUAGAAUGAUGCAUCGGCAUAAUUACGAAGCCGUGCGGCCCACUUCAACCAGCCAGCAGGUCAAUCAUCGCCAUAGCUUUGCGUGGUGAAAUUGGCCAAUUUCUCUUUAUUUACGAGUAAAUCCCUGAGAACUGUGGAGCUUGGAAAAUCAUAAGUUUCCCAUAUGUUCCCACAGAAGAGUCGUGGAAAAACGUACUAAAACUUAUUUUCUGCUUGCAAUCGUUUACAGAAAACAAAAUAUCAACUACUUUUUUUUUAAUGCUUCUAGUUUUAAAGUACUGUGAUGGUAAAAAAGGUAAGUACACCUGCUUUCAGUUUUAAUUUUCUACAUUUGAGACACCAAAAUCAUCUUAAAAUCAAGUAAAUGUAACCACUUAAAAACAACUGAACCAUGCUAUUCGUUGUCUUUCAAGAACUAAGUAAAGCGUUAAGGGGAUAUUGCUUGUCUAUUCUUGGUUUCGAUAGUUUUGGGGUGUUUUUUUUAAUGAAAGAACUUAUUUGAAAACUAUCAUUUAUUUUAUUUAUUUUUACACAGAUUAUUUACACAGAUAUUAAAAAUUAUGUGACGAUCUGAAAAUUUUAGAAAGAUCUUCACAUGAAGUAAAAAUGGAAGAAAUCUGUAAGGAUUGGGGAUACUUUUUAUUGCAUCAGCAUAGAUCUUUAUAAAAUGGCUGCUUCUGCCCUUAAAUCUGAGAAGGAUUGUAUGAACAAAUUGGAGUUAAAAAAUGAUCACAGAAAAUUUGCAAAUUCGCAACUUUAUAGGAACCAGAUUUUACAGCAAAUUCACCAAGGUUUAGACCACAUAUUGUUCUGAAAACUAUUACAAGUUUUAAGUUAUAUCCGAUAUUCUACAGAUCUCAGUUACCAUAGUAAAUAUUUGUGGUACAGUUUGUGCAAAAAAAACAAACUGUAUGAUUUUAUGGUUUUAAAAAACUACAGGAAGAAAGUACAGGAAGUUGUUUCUAACAUCGUGCAACUAAGUAACAGUUUUGUGUUCCUUUAGACACCUGACACCAAAGUGGAGCCAUUAACUAGUUUUUGCACUGGGUGAAGACUGUAGUAAGCAUUUUAGGCAACACACUUCAUACCAGUUUACAAGCUGAUAACAAAACACAAGUUAUUUUCUGCUUGCUUUGUAGCAAGGCGCCCUGAAUUCCAUCCGUCGACUAUGAACACCUCAGUUUCCUAGAGUAAUUCAGAGUAAAAUGUGAAGCCAUCUGACAGCUCAUGCUGGGCCACAAAACUGGGUCAUACUUCAGCAUUACGAUUCCAGAAACAGCAGCAAGACUAUAGCUGCUACUGGAGAUGAAAAUCACCUACAUGUCAAAAUGAAUAAGGCAAACCAAUGAUAAACUGUGGACCAAAACUUUUCUUUUGAAUGCGAGAGACUGACUAUGAGACAAAAAAAAGAAAAGGAAAAAAAAAGAUGAUUUCUUCAGGUGAUUGCUGCUAAAUGAUCCCGAGGUUUGUUUUAGGUUUUCAGGUUCCAUUUCUGUACUUUGGGUUAGUGUUUGUUAGGUGGAACAUGUUUUGAGUCGUCUGUGGUUGUGUUUGCCUGAUUUUAAGAUCUGGGAAUAAGCUGAUGAUUUUUAUAAAGUCCUGCUACAUAAGACAUUGACAUUGAAAGAAGAUUUACCUACCUUUUUACCAGAACUAAAAGAUAAAAUUUGAGUCUCAUGAAAUUUACUCUUACCACUUCAACUAACUUAACUGAAAACUCUUUUACUCUCCGGCCUUGUACGUUUGUGCGUCUGUCUCUCGUCAAUCCUCUCUUGAUCCUUUCUUCUCGUCCAACCGUGUCUGUUUGUCCGUGGUCCCACAUCGUAUCUUCCAGUGGGGCUGUGGAUAAGGGUGGGCAGGGCGGAGCUGGACCCUCACCAGGGGCCAGUGACAGCGGGGGUGGCGCUUGCUCCAGUACAGGAGCUGUGCCAAGUCGCAGCGACAGCAUUCGGAGCAUGGUGACGGGGGGCAGCAAGGCCGGGCGCUGGCAGACCGUCCAGAGCCACAUGCAUGCCGGAGCCCUGCGGUUUAGCAAUUUCGGGGAUGCUUCCCUCUCGUCUGCCUCCACUCUGGAGCACAUCCCAUCAUCGGCUGUCGCGCGUCCCCGGCCUCUUGUCCGCCAGCAGAGCCUCCAACAGCCCCUCACCCACCAGCCCCCUCCGGGUCCCAAUGACCCCCCGGUCACCUCACAGAGCCUGGGUCAGUUGCACACAGGCCCAGGCGGCGGGGGCCACCGUGGGGGCCCGCGGGGGGUCCGGGGGAGUCCGGCUGGAGCUUCCAGGUAUAGAGGGACAGGGGCUGGCCGAUCACGGUCAAAUCCAGGGAGCUGGGACCACAUGAUGGAGCAGAUUCGCCACAGAGGUCUGGACGUCAAGUCAUUCCUUGAGGGGAAGAUGGUUGUUCUGUCUCUAGCAAUCGGGCUGGCUGAACAGGAUGACUUUGCCAACCUCCCAGAUCUUCAGGAAGCUCCGGCAAGCAAAGAAAAUGAAACCACACCAGAUAAAAGAACUCCAGGAAACAAACCAGGCAGCAGUCCCAGAGGUCAGACCCCAGAUGAAACUGGACGUCGCCAGGGGCAGAACCACGAAGCCAACUCUACUGUCACAGACUUAGCCAACUCGGUCACCAGUGACGUGCUUAUGCUGUCACCAGGUUCUGAGGAGGACGAGCACGAGGGUCCAGUGUGUGAGAAACUGGGUCGCAUCCAGUUCAGUGUUGGAUAUAGCUUUCAGGACUCGACUCUCACUGUCAAAAUUCUCAAAGGCCAGGAUUUGCCUGCUAAGGAUUUUUCAGGCACAUCUGAUCCUUUUGUGAAAAUCUAUCUACUCCCAGACAAGAAGCACAAAUUGGAGACUAAAGUGAAGAGGAAGAAUCUAAACCCUCACUGGAAUGAGACAUUUUUAUUUGAAGGCUUCCCCUAUGAAAAGGUGGUUCAGAGGACUCUCUACCUGCAGGUUCUUGACUACGACCGAUUCAGCAGGAACGACCCCAUCGGGGAGGUGUCCAUCCCCCUCAAUAAGCUGGACCUGGCCAACAUGCAGACUUUCUGGAAGGAGCUGAAACCGUGCAGCGAUGGCAGUGGAAGUCGAGGGGAUCUCCUUGUGUCCCUGUGCUAUAAUCCCACAGCCAACACCAUCACUGUGAGCAUCAUCAAAGCACGCAACCUCAAAGCCAUGGACAUUGGAGGCACUUCUGACCCAUAUGUAAAAGUGUGGUUGAUGCACAAAGACAAACGUGUGGAGAAGAAGAAGACGGUGGUAAUGAAACGCUGCCUGAACCCUGUUUUUAACGAGUCCUUUCCCUUUGACGUGCCGGCCCACGUGUUGAGGGAGACCACCAUAAUUAUCACUGUCAUGGACAAGGACAGACUCAGUCGCAAUGAUGUCAUUGGAAAGAUUUAUCUUUCAUGGAAGAGUGGCCCCGCAGAGGUAAAACACUGGAAAGACAUGAUAAGUCAUCCCCGUAACACCGUGGCCCAGUGGCACUCUCUCAAAGCCUGAGGGGCCCAGCAGCCAAACAGCCUAAAGUGUUGCCAGUCAAACACCAAGACCCCUACCCCUCUCCCCAACCUCCUCCUCUGAGAAGUCAACGUGAGCCUCUCAGCACACAUCCCUUUUCCCCUAAACGCAGUGUUGGGCUGUGGACCAUGUAUCACCUCUUUGUUCUCAGGCCUCUUUGAUAUUCCUCGCCCUCAGUCCUUGUGAAUGAGCCCUAAAAUUGCACCCUCUUGUCAAGUUCUGAUUGCCACCUGACUCCUUCACAUCAGUUCGUCUGAACUUAAAAAUGUCUUUGAUGUCUUAGCUCCCUUGUGCCCUCUUUCUAUACCAUUUAUUUCCCGAGAUCUCUCAAUCUUUUCUUCCAUCAUAUCGGCCAGUCCUAGAGUCUAACAUCAGAGCAGUGGCUCUUGCUGCCCAUGGAUACAAACUACCAACCAAAAAUGAAUCAAACUGAUAGUCAAAUCAUCCUCUGCGGCAGCAAGAGGGACUAUGUUUGAACGGAUGUGACCUGUGGGAUCCAUGCACCACCUCCCGUCAAAUGUCUUCACUCCUUCCAUUUUUGUCUCUGACCCUCCAUAUCCUCAAAAUGCCUAAAAAAAAAAUCAGGAAUCCGGCACAGAAGAAGUGACAGAGUGAAUUUCAAAUGGACUGGAAGUGGACUCUGUCGUUUAGGUUUUCUUUGAUCAUUUUCCCUCCUCACUGCCACUGCUGUAAUAAUUCUCCCCUGGCUGAAACCCUUUUGUCGUCUGUGCGUGAUGUGGGUGACGUGCUGUAGUCUGAAAUAAUGUUCUUCAAUUUAAAAAAAGGGGUAUGAACAUGAACAUUUAACACUGGUUAGAAAAGGUGAGUGUGGAAAAUAUUUUUCUCUUAGAAAAGAAAUCCCUCUGGACCAAAUUUAGGAGCAAAGUGAUUAUUCUAAUUUUUCUUUCUUUUUUGAGGGGGAUAAGUUCAACAACUGUUCUUCCAGACACAUAAAAUAAUGAAAAAGUCUCUUCCAACUGUGCGGUAGUAUGGAUAAAUGUGUGUAUGUGUGAGGGGGUAUUUUAGACCUGCACUGCUAAAUUAAAGCUAUUGAUGUACACAAAACGUUCCUCAUCGUGAAGGUAGAAUUAGUAGAAAUUAUCACCUAAUUGAUGAUUGCUAAAUUCUCUGGAAGGAAGCCCAAAUUAUGAAUGCACAUACAGAAGUCAAGUUUAUUUGCAAUUUCCAACUGGUAGUUAAAACAAACUUGCAGCACCCGUCAACCUGAUAAAGAUGUGUAAAAAGCCUUAAAGUGAAUUAAUAUUUGGAGUGGCACAUUGUAUAGGGGUAGAGUGUUCGACUCAUUAUUCGGACACUAGCUGACCUUGGCAUCCUGGAGUCCACUAGUGCCGCAAACCAGGAAUAAAGUGAUGUUUUAUUUAAGCACCAAAAUUUUCUCAUGUUUUUUUAGUUUAUUUAUUUAAUCUCCCUUAACCAUCCUGCAAACCAUGAGUGGUAAUAGAAUAAAUUUUGGCCAUUGUCCAGCCAUGUUUGUCACAGUUCCAGUUGGUUGAAAGUUGGUUCAAACAUUUCAAUAAUUGCUAUUACUUAUCUGUAUGAGCAAAUUUAGGUGAGUAAGUAUUUUCCUGUAAGCAUUUUCUGUCCGCUAGAAAUCACAAAUCAUCCUUACCUAAAUAGCAUAUUUUCCUCAGUUUACUAUGUUGGAAAGUGACUGAAAGAGUCACGACAGUGUGUACUUUUUAUUUUAUAUUUCUUCUAAAAUGUUACUUUUUCCCCCCACUGAGUGCACAAAAUGCGUGCAUUAAAUUCUGUUGCUGCAAUAAAAAACAAAUUUAUUUGAAGGCUGUUUACACAUCUUUAGUAGGGUUUCAGUUAAUGGUAAAAUGCUCUAUGUGCCUGAUAUGAUCUGUUAAAAAAUAUUAUUGCAAUGGUCUAAAUCCUUUCAGUAUCACAUCAUAAUAAUGUUAGAGAUGUCUUGGUAAAGAGUGCAAAACCUAAAACUUAUGGAAAUUUUUGUUUGCUUGUCAAUAAAUACUUUAGGUAUAACGUUGAAACAAAUAAUGGCAGAAAUCAAAUAUUUUUUUUAACAAGGUAUUUUUUUAAGUGGUGAAUUUAAAAAAUAAAUAAAUAAAAGAGCCUUAGUGUGAUAAAAUGUGUUUAUUUAGGUACAUUGCAUUUAAAUACAAAAACACUGCCAGUGUAAAGCAACAAAUACACAAAGGGACGAAAAAAGUAAUAUUCUAAAUCGAAAUGGCAACAGAAGAAGUACACAGGUCAUAAAAUAAUCAUGCAAGAAAGUUAGUUCAUAAUCUCAGGAAAGCUGAUGCUAAAAUUCAAAAAAUGACUCUAAAGGAAUUAUUGAAUCAAUCCAAUGGAAUAAAAAUUUGUUCCUGACAGAGAAAAUUUACUCGAUGUCCUUUUUUUGUUCCUUACUGCUGAUGUUGAACUGAAGUUCUCCAUUUUAACAUAAGAUCUUUGAGAUCUGCAGAGAUGCAGUCAAAAGAAAGAAUCAAAGUAAACCUGUACUUUUACCCUUUACUUGACUUGUUUUGUAAAUUUAUCUGAACUAAGAGAAAAGAAAUAAGAAGAAAAUGGACAGAGAGUAAAUUGUGAUGUAAUUACACAUUCCAGUAAAUUAAAACCACACUGUGCUUGUCAAGCACUGAGAACUGCAGUGCCUAGACUUAGUUAGAGCUGAUUUUAUGUUGGUCUGGGGUCUGAUUGAAGUACAGGUCAGCUUCCUGAGUGUUUGUUUUACUGCCUGAGAAUGACCUCCAUCACAUCCCACUUAGACAUGUAUUGAUCACAUGAAUGAAAACAAAUGAGACUAAUAAAAUCUGAGGGGAGUACUUUUACAUUCCACAGUUUGUGUUUGUCUUUUGGAGGUGUGUAUGUGUGUCUGCACUUUGUGCGCGUGUUGGUAUUUGGACUUUUUACUCUCUGUGUGCAUCUACAAUGAGCUAGAGUUUGCCAUUUUGAUGCUGAUCGGCAUUGUUUACUGUUUUUUAAUCCUGUAUAGAUUCAGAUGUACAAAGACAAGUGUUGUUGUUUUGGUUUUCUUAAAGAUUGUCAGUUUUUGUAAGCAUCACUGCACUUGUUAACGACAAUGCUGGAGCAAACCUCUCUUCGCAAGCAGGGUUAUUUCAUUGUGUCUGGUUUGGCUUGGGGGUUAAAACUCUUAAAAAGAAGCCUAAAGUCUUGAGAUUAAACAUCCUUAACCUGA
Xiphophorus hellerii (green swordtail) is the source of this 10005-nucleotide messenger RNA. It is a transcript of the gene syt7b, whose product is annotated as synaptotagmin VIIb. The transcript is spliced from 9 exons. Gene Ontology annotation, biological process: vesicle fusion; calcium ion-regulated exocytosis of neurotransmitter. The coding region runs from base 4980 to 6803 and encodes 607 amino acids. The record is from RefSeq and is a predicted model, not a curated record. Gene Ontology annotation, cellular component: synaptic vesicle; plasma membrane; synapse. Gene Ontology annotation, molecular function: calcium-dependent phospholipid binding; phosphatidylserine binding; SNARE binding. Lineage: Eukaryota; Metazoa; Chordata; Actinopteri; Cyprinodontiformes; Poeciliidae.